Pimephales promelas (fathead minnow) is the source of this 6989-nucleotide messenger RNA. The record is from RefSeq and is a predicted model, not a curated record. NCBI's taxonomy places the organism in Eukaryota, Metazoa, Chordata, Actinopteri, Cypriniformes, Leuciscidae.
CGCCAGCAUUUUCGCGGGGAGUGUGGAGUGGACAGACGCUGCGCAGUCUUGAUCGUUUACAAACACUGUUGUAUAAACCCCUCUAAUUUCUCUGAUAUACAUCGUGUGUCGAUGAUAUCGCCUUCAUUGGUUGUUAGCGUGUCCUCAAGCGCGAGGUUGUGAGGAUGAUGGCUGCAGUACCUCUAUCUAGUGCUAGCCUCCUACCUCUUCUAGAUUGUCUUGAGGAUGAAGCAGCUGGACUGUCAGAGCAGACAGAUGCCUAUAUCACCAUCGCAAACCGUCUCAAUGGAGAGGAAGGGCGUCAGUUUCUGCCUGUGGUUGUAAAGCAUUUUGCACGUCUUAGUAAAAUCCUUUUGGUACAUAUCUCCAGUGAGAAUGAGGAGCUGUGUCAAGCUGCACUGCAGGCUUUGGGAUUCUGUGUCUUCCACUCACACAUCGUUUCAGUCAUACCAGCAAAUAUUUCCGAAGAUAUUCUGUCUACACUCUGUAAUGUCGUGGUAAAGUCCAAGGAGAAGUUUACAUGCACACGAGCAUUAUGGGUGAUUUCAAAACAGAAUUUUCCGCCAGAGGUGGCAUCCAAAAAGGCCCCAGAGAUUCUCAAGAGUCUGGAGGCCUUGCAGACUCGAGAGGUUCAGUCAAUCCUCAUUGACCAUGAGUCCCUCAAUGUUGUUAUAAGGUUGCUGGAGCAGGCUCCCACUCAGAUGGCUGCUGGAGCCGUGUGCUGGGCCAAGCUGGUUGUUCCUCUCGUGGUUCAUUCGGCCAAUAAAGUGCGCUUGCGUGCGGCAGCAGCACUGGAAUUGGGCAUGCCUCUUCUUCUGGAGAAACAGCAGGAGGUGGCAGCCAUUGUAGAGCCAAUGAUGUCCUCUAUGCUCAUCCCUGAAAUGCAGAAGCUGUUUGCCUCUAAGAAUGAAACGAAUAUGCUAAAGCUCUGGCCCUUGUUUGUGAAACUUCUGGGGAAAUUGCUCCACAAAGGCGGUGCUUUUAUUAAUUCCUUGCUGUAUUUAGAGGAGCUGGGUUUCCGCAACUCUUCCCCUAAUAUUAAGAAGAUUGCCUUCAUAGCUUGGAAGAGCCUCAUUGACAAUUUUGCCCUUAAUCCAGAUAUCCUGUGCAGCAGUAAGCGUCUGAAGCUCCUCAUGCAGCCCCUUAGUUCCAUCCAAGUCAGGACUGAAGCUCUUCUGCUCACCAAGCUGGAGGUGUGGUGGUAUCUCGUAGUCAAGCUUGGGCCCAACUUCUCCGCUAACUUUGAGCAGGUUGGUGUGCCUCUACUACACAGCACACUUCCUCCUGAUUCUCCACUGCAGUCCCCCACUACACCUGCUCGUACCCCUAACCCAAGCAAUGGCACCCCUAAUACACCUAAAACAGGCAUUCCCUCCUGCAGCACGACGAGCACUACUCCUCGCAUGAAUCUGAAUAGCAGCAUGCAGGCGUCUCAGUCCUACCGCUCCAUUCAGCUCCUGGGACUAGAGAUGACUCUUCACUGGCUCCUGGGUCCAGAGGUUAUGGCCACAGCUGCUAAAGAAAGUCUUCAAAUCAGCUUGGAGCCCUUGACACACCCGUUCCUCACCAGCCCGUCCUUCUUCAGCAGACAUGCCUCUACCCUCAUAUCAGCCAUCAGCGAUGGCUUCAUUGCUGUGGGAAAACAUGCUCCAGAAGCACUUCUUAAUCUAAUUUGGAGCAACCUGAUCAGUUCUGUCAGAACAGCUAUAGAAGCCGGUAACAAGAAGGAACGGCAGGGUUCAGAGGUCCUUACGCUUCUCCUACAGGCUCUUCAGUCCAUCUUGUCUUCAGAUGCUCUGCCUGCUGAACGUGCACUGCUUUUGUUGGAAGCCACCAUUAAAGGAAUCCCUCAGAAGGUGCUUGGUUCUGCAGCUUAUCAAGUGGCAAACAUGGAUUUGUUGAACGGUACACCUGCACUUUUCCUAAUACUGCUAUUUUACAAAAGUAACCAGCUUUCAUCGUUUCUUGAAGAUGAGAGGUUUUUCUCUAGCCUGGAAACCCUUGUGAGCUGUGGAUUUUGUGGACCUACAUCGCCCCUGGCAUUUGGAGAGGCUGUUUUAGGAGCGGUUAGUGGGAGUGCAGAGGUUGUAAAGAACAAGAAACAGCUCUGGAGGAUGUGGAGUGUGGUGGUAAACCCUCUGACGGACACAAUCACUCAGACCAAUGAAGUGAAUCAAGGAGAUGCUCUGGAGCAUAACUUCAGCGCCAUUUACAGUGCAUUGAUGUUUCCAGUCUUUCAUCUGCUUCCUGGUUCAGCCCUACCCCAAAUCACUCAGAAAGCCAUGAUCAGUACUUGGUCCAGGCUUUACAAGGCAUUUGCUCGCUGCUCCGCUUUGGUAGCCACAGCUGAGGAGAAUAUAUGCUGUGAAGAGCUGUGUGCUAAGAUAUCUGCCUCUCUUGAAAGCGAUGCUCUGAAAAGUCUGCCUAUGCUAGAUGCAAUAGCAAACAUCUUGCUGGUCAUCAUUGAGAGUAUGGACUUUUCUCCUUACACGCCACAAUUUCAACAGAAGAUGAAAUCUCCUCAUACACCUUUGAGUUGGGUACGCAAGAAAAGCAGAGCCCUGGGGAAUCUCUCGACCUUCCACACUCUCCUGAUCCAGACUCUAGAUGCAUUUCUUUCUGUGAACCCCUCAGAAGAAUCUGUGGAGCCCGCCUGUGGAGCUUUAAAUGGAAUUGGCUUGGUGAUGGUCUCCAUCUUGUCUACUCUUUUGACUAAUAUAACACUGCCCACGUUCCUACAAGAGGUGCUGUCCACCCUCACCAAACCACUCUCACACCUUUAUGAACAAUUCUCCAGUUAUGAUGAACCAUCAAAGCCCAGUGCAACACUUGGACACAAGUUAGAGAAACUGGCCACAGACCUGCUUGGCUGCCUUCAGACACAAUUGACUCAGCACAACGAUGAGAUGCUUGGUCUGUUGUCGCCCUUGCUCUGUGUGCUUUUUCCACACAAGAGCAAGCAAAUUCGCACUGUGGUCACUCAGUUCUGGAAUGCCACCUUUGGAAAUGCACUCACCUUGACUUACCCCGAGCCUCUGAAGUCUGUGUUAAGUCAGGCUAAGCAGAAAACUCUCUUGAUUUUACCUGGUUUUGGAGCUAUCGAUGCACCAGAUGAUUGCAGUGGACAGUAUACUGGUGAGAGUUCUCAGCUGGACACACAAAUUAGUGGGGUGAAGAUGACCUCUGUGGGAAAGAGGGACUCUCUCCUGGCGAGGGCAGACGAGCUUAAAGGAAGAGGCUCUGUACAUGUAGCAAAGCCAGUGUCUAUCAAGCUGGACUUUGGAUCGCCCAAGCCUUUGCGACGAGAAGCUAUUGAGGAGGCGGCAUCAGUAGAUUUUGUUUUCAUUCCACCUGAGACAAAGCAAAGAGUGCUGACUGAGCACCAGAAAGAGGUCAAAAGGACUAAACGGGUUGACAUUCCUGCUCUCUAUAAUAAUCUGGAUGCCUCCCAGGACACCACAGACUUUUCACAGUGUACUCAGAGUCAGGAGGAGUCAAUGGACAAAUUGACAAAAGAUGAUGGGGAUCAACCUAAAGAAGGGGAUAAGGUAAAACGGCAGUUUUCAAACUCUGGCACUGCUGAUUUGAUUAUGUGUGGGAUAUGCGUGCAUGCUUUCUCUUAUGUGUUAAUUGGUUUUAAUUUUGUUUCCUCCCCUAAGGAGAUUGCCACAAGUGAUGAACCAUCCCCAGAUGUUAAAAUAACCCAAGAAGGAACCAGAUCAGAUGUAGAAACACCAGAAAAAUCUGUGCAAAAUAAAGAUCAAACUUUAGAGAAGGAUCAGUCGCCAUCCAAUGGCAUCACAAUUGAAGCGAGUGGGCAUGAGAAAAGUGAUCUAGAGGGGACCAGCCCUAAUGUUUCGGGUUCAUCUGAUAUGAUAUCAGGUACACCUCCUAAACCCAAUAGCAGACGUCAAUCAUUCAUAACAUUAGAGAAAUAUGUUGAAGGGAAAUCAAGUCCGGCAACUGUUGCAUUUACUGGUCCACUCACCCGGAAAUCAGGUAGACUGGAUUCUUCAAAGGAAUCGAAGUACACGCCAAAUGACUCACAACCUCAGACUACUAAAGAGGAUUCUCAGGAAUCUCAAAAGAUCAGCAGCACUGACCCAUCUGCUCAAAAUGAGAAAGUUGGGGAAGAGGCAAAAGAUGAGAUUAAGUCAAUGGGAGAUCAUCCUUGUGAAGGUACUGAUGAGGAAGGGGAUGUGGUCCCUGACACCCAGACCCAAGUAUCUAGUGAUGCAUCUGGUGUUAAGAGCAGUCCUGUGUCCAAAGCCAGCAUUGAGGAAGACUCUCCUGAAAAAGAUUCACAAAGUCUUGCUAAUUCUCAAUCUAGUCAAGAACCAAGAAGGUCGAGUAGACGGCGAAGUAAACCUGUUCGCCCAGGGGAAGAUCCUGGGGAGAUGAAAAGCAAAGAACAAGUCAGUCAGGUUGCAGACUCAAUGACAAAUACACAUAAGUCAAUACUUACGCCAGCAAGUAGCACUUUAACUGGAAGACGAAUUAAGGUUCGGGAAGACCGUAAAGUUGUAGGUGACCUGCUGAAAAGUAAAGGGAUGAAAGGAGAGCUUAGCCCAAGUGGUUUACAGAUUUUCUCUGCAGAGUCUUCACAGGCACUUCCACGAGUAAGUCAAGGUGAGACUUCUCACGAAAGUUCACCUGUAGCCCAGUCAGAUAGCCAAAGCGGAGAGAGACUGCCAACUCUCAGUGAGUCUAAAAGUCUGGCAUUGGGUAGAUCUCCAAAGAAAACUAGAACACAUGACGAAUCCACAUACAAGGAGGCAGAUGAAAACUCUCAAAAUGAUUCUCAAAAUGCCACAUCCCCUUCGAAAAAGAAACAUUUACAGACACCUCUUUCUGAUUCUGAGGCUGAUGGCCAGCAAUCUCCACGAACGCGAAGAACAAGAAGAUCUGAAUCUCAAUUACUGCAGACCAAAGAAGAAUCGAGUCCGACAGAUUCCCAAACAAUGACAAAGAUGAAGGGAAGAGCUAUGAGGAGGAAAACUGCAGAAGAAGAGACGGACUCUAGUAGAGAUGUUACAUCAACUGUAAAUGCUGAGGAGUUAAGUGCAAGCCAAGAUUCAUCUCAAGGGCUUGGUAGAUACAGAACUCGACGAUCUAAAGGUUUGUUGGCUGCCGACAAUAUGGAGUCUGAAACCCCUGAUAGCCAAGAAGAUGGGCCAAGGCCUAAAAAGAGACUGCGGAAACCCCCGUCAAAUGAGGUGCUACCAGUUGCCACAGAACCUAAAGUUUCUGAGAUAGUGGCAGAAAAGGAGGAUGCUAAUAUUCAAUCAGAAGUAUCAAUGGAGAUGUCACAAGAUGAGGUAGAUCCUGAAGCUAGUUUGGAAAUUUCAGUUAGUGAGACCAAUGAACUUAAGAAAAACAAAGAGUUUCCUUCCUCUUAUAGUGUAUCACAUGAACAGUUCAGCUCUCAAAAAGGAGCAGUAGAUGACAAAGUUGAGACAAAAUUGAAAACUGAAACUGAUGCAGAAUUAAAUACUGGAACUGAUACCGAAGAAAAGGAGAUUAUCAGCGGUAAGGGAGAGGAUGAAGAAGCAAAUUCAUCUUCACAGGCGGUAUCAGAAGACUUAAAGUUUGGCAGUUUGCGUAAGUGCCCACAUACCAGGGGACGGGGCCGUGGACGUAGGCGAUCUAGAAGCUGCAACUGCUUUUUAAACAACCAGGAAGUGUUCUCACAGGGCAGUGACAUCCAAGAAUCAAAGGAUCUGAAAAAUGAGCAGGUUCCACUUGUUGUUGACACCCUGUACUCUAAACCUGAGCAGUCAAGCCCAACAUCCGUAUUGGAGGAAAGCAAGAGCUCACCAAUUGUAGAUUUACCAGUUGCUGAUGUUCAGCCGUAUUCAACCUUGCCUGCUCAACUCCCAUGUGAGGUUGUGUCUUCUGAAAGCCCCAUUACAAAGCUUGGUGUAAUUGUUUCUCAGCUGUCUGAAGCAGAGGAAGAAGCACAGCUUGAAUUAUCCAACCUGAGGGAUGAAUCAAACAAUGUGUUUGUAAAAGUCCAGGAGGUAGAGUCAAAUCAGUUGGAGAGUUCUGGGUGCACAGACAGUCCAAAGCACAACAAAGAAUUAGACAACCCUUCAGUAAGUCAAGAACCACCCCAGAGUUCAACACCUCAAGACACCUCUCCAAGUCAGGGUCGCCCAGUGGAAGAUGCACCUAUAUGCCAAGAGCAACUAGAGUCUUCCCAUGUCCAUCAGGAGGAUGCAGUGAAGGAAAGUGAAGACCUUGCUGUUCCAGAGCCGAGUGGAGAAAAGGUUGUGUUGCUAGAAGAGUCAAAUGGCAAAGAAUUGCUUGACAAGAAUGUUGGUCUCAUCGAGAAGGAUGAAGACACUCAGAUUGACAACCGGGCUCUUUCUGCUGAUAUGCAGGAGUCGUCUGUACCACCUCAAAGUAGUACCUCUGAAGCCUGCUUAGAUUCCCCACCCAAGCCUAAACCUUUAGACGCUCUCAGUGGUGAGCUAGAGCCUGGCCAGAGCCCGAGCAGAAACCGAUCUCGUGCCUGGUCUCCAUCAGCUUCUCCAUCUACCAGUAUUCUGAAGAAGGGACAGAAGAGAACAUGUGAAGAAGAUACCCCAUCCCCCCUCCAAAAGUCUCGUCGAGUGUCUUUUGCAACUCCAAUUUACCAUCAAGAACUGGCUGAUGAUAUUGAUCGACGUAGUCCGGUUAUUCGCACAAGCUCACCUAGGUCAAAAGUCUUGAGUGGACAGUCGAAGUAUAUCACUACACCCACAAAAGGCUAUUCAGGUCUAAGUCCACGUAACCUCCGUAGCCCUGGAUCCAAAAGCUCUAAAAAAUGCCUGAUUUCGGAAAUGAGCCAGGAGCCACGUCCUAUUGCUAAAGAUUGUGUUUAUCCAGCACUUGUUGGCUGCUCUACCCCUGUAGAGGCAGUUUUACCACAGAUAUCCUCCAACAUGUGGUAAGCCAUAUUUCCUCUUCACUAGGGUUUGGGUUCAGUUUAAGGUCAUUCCUCAUUU